Molecule: messenger RNA, 6091 nt
Organism: Ahaetulla prasina
Lineage: Eukaryota; Metazoa; Chordata; Lepidosauria; Squamata; Colubridae
Gene: MTHFD2L
Product: methylenetetrahydrofolate dehydrogenase (NADP+ dependent) 2 like
Exons: 6
Coding region: 3040-3684 (214 amino acids)
Biological process (GO): tetrahydrofolate interconversion
Cellular component (GO): mitochondrion
Molecular function (GO): methylenetetrahydrofolate dehydrogenase (NAD+) activity; methylenetetrahydrofolate dehydrogenase (NADP+) activity; methenyltetrahydrofolate cyclohydrolase activity
Source: RefSeq, a predicted model, not a curated record
UCUCCCGCGUAAAAUAUAUGUUUUCUGAGGUUUUCGCGGGUGUUUGUAUGUAGGUCUUUGGUUAUUCGGGUUUUCUCCCACGUAAAAUUUUACGCGGGAGAAAACUCGAGUAACCAAAUAUAUAUAUAUAUAUAUAGGCAAAAGUAUGCAACAACUAUGUUAAUUUGAUAUAACGAAAGGGAGCAAUAGGACAGGAACGGUAGGCACAUUGGUGCUCUUAUGCACGCCCCUUAUUGUCCUCUAAGGAAUGGGGUGAGGUCAAUAGUGGACAGUUUUUGGUUGAAGAUUUUGGGAUUAUGAGUAGAGACUAUGGAGUCAGGUAAUGAGUUCCAAGCGUUAACAACUCUGUUACAGAAGUCAUAUUUUCUGCAGUCAAGUUUGAAGUGGUUGACAUUUAGUUUGAAUCUAUUGUUUGCUCUUGUAUUAUUGCGAUUGAAGCUGAAGUAGUCUUUUACAGGAAGGAUAUUGCAAUAGAUGAUUCUGUGUGUUAAACACAAGUCAUGUCGAAGUCGGCGGAGUUCUAAAUUUUCUAAUCCCAGGAUUUCAAGUCUGGUUGUAACAUUAUCUUGAAACUCCAAAAAAAAGAGGUGCUAUUAGCCAUCAAAUGUCAAAAAUACACUUUUCCCAAAAGGUUUCCACAAUUUUGGCCACUACUAUAUCUGUGUCAAAGAAUUAAUUCUGCAACAUUGUUUCUGAUUUUUUAAAAAAGCUUUUUGAUAAAAAUUAGUCUUUUGCUCCCUCUUGUGAUUAAUGUUGAAAUUACACUUCAAUAUAGUAAAGCAAAACAAGCUGCCUGAUAAAAAAUAAUUUUUUGCCCUAAAUCACAAAGCCUUCUGUUAAAAAUUGAUCUUUCUCUUAGCCUUUUGCUUCUUCUUGCAGUUAGUGUUGAAAUAAUAUUUAUAUACAAUGGAAAAGGACAAAUUUGGUUUCUUUUCUGUCUCCUCUGUUCAUAGUUUACAAUCCUCAAAAAAUUGCAACUUUGCUUUGUAAUUAAUGUAAACAAGGCCUUGCUUUGUUAGUGUAAACACAGUUUACUUUUCUCAAAAAUUUGCAGUCUUACCCUACAGUUAGUGUCUCAAAUAAAUAAAAUGUAGUCUGAAAACCAGAGAAUCAUUCAAUUCAUAAGAAGAGGAAAUGUAUAGGCAUAAGUUUGCAGAUGGUAUAAAACAAGAGGUUGGAAGAUAAAUUCAACUGCUGUGGUGUUCUAAUGGUUGUCUCUUCGUCAUAAUGAAUGGAAGGGUAGAUUAUAAGUGAAAAAAGUCUCUUUUUAAAUUGCAAAAAGGAACUAAGCAACAAAGCAACUCAAGGUGAUUUCAAUUUAGUAUUUGUCGGCUUUUAUUGAGGAAUUUUUGGAGGGUGGAGGGGAGGAAAGAAAAAGAGAACAAAAAGAGUCCUGAUAGCUACAUGUCUCAGCUGAACUCACCCAAGUAAAACUUUCAUUUUCCACAAAGUCUUCUCUUCUCUCCAAAGUCCAGUCUUUUCUCCAUUCACACAAUUUCCUGUGGGUCUUCUGAGCUUUUUUGAGGAUGUUGAGGCUUUUAAUCCGUUCAUGCUGUAGGAGAUGCCUAGCAUUCCUGGUACCAGUCCCUCUACAACAUCUGAAUUGCAACUGUUUCCAAAUAACAUCGGAAACCUUUCUAAGAAAUAGAAGCGGAAUCACUAUAAAGCAGGAGCAUAUAUUACCAAACUUCCCAGUGAUCCAGAAGGAAGAUGUGAUUGUCAGUGGUAUCAAAACUUAGUGAAGAACCACUACCAAUUCUCUAUGCUAAUCCUCAGUCAUCAUCCAGCAAGCCAACCAAGAAAGUCUUAGCUCCAUUUCCCUCAAUAAAGCCAAUUUGAAAUGUUUCAAGAUACAAUAAUCUGUCUAAAAAUAUCUGUAGAGAAACUUAUAUUCAUCUGUCUCCAGAAGAUCAAAGACUGAUUUGUAGCCAAUGGAUUUAAAUCAGGCUUCUUAAGAAGAGAUCUUAUAAUUGUAUCUUUUAAACAUUAUUUUAAACAUUAUACUCAGUUAAAAAUUAAAUUCGCUUUGUCCCUCUUUCUUUCCCCAAAUAAUAGAUGGUAUAGAUGCUACUUUCAAAUAUUGAUUAUACAAUUACAUUACACAAACUUAUAUUGAUGGAGUAUACACAAUUUUUGAAACAAACUGUUCCACCGAUUAUAAGAACCAAUCCUGGUCUUUGUAGUUUGUUCUCAUCAUAAAUAUAUACAUUUGAAUGAUUGUAAUACAGAAAGGAGCUCUUGCAAUCUUGCAACAUAUUCUAGGCAUUAGCAAAUUCAAAAAAUGGAGAGAAAGAUUUCAUUGUGCUUGACAAUAAUUGAGGAUGUCAUUUUAGUGUUCCAGAAUAAUAAGGAUGGGAAAUUGGUCUGAAAUCAGAUUUAACACAUUUCUAAAAACGAAUUUUUUAAGGUCACCUUUAUUGGCCCUAGAAGCACAGAAUCUCUUACUAUCAAUUAAAUUAUUAGAAAUGAGUAAUUUGAAUUGUGUGUUGUGUUUUUAAGCUAAUGCAUCCUAAAAAUAGAAUUCAAAGCACCCGAUUCAUAUCAAAAGUAAUAUCAAAUCAUGAUAGUACGUGAGAGGGAUCUUGAUGUGAUCAAUACCAGUAAUUGUAACAGGGAUCUUGGAAUCCUAGUGAACAAUCAUUAAAUAUGAGCCAAUGAUGUGCGGCAGUAGCCAAAACACCAAUGCAAUCCUAGGCUGCAUUAACAGAGGGAUAGAAUCAGAAACACGUGAAAUAGUACUACCGCUUUACAAAGACUUAGUAAGACUACACUUGGAAUACUGCAUCCAAUUUUAGUCACCAUAAUAUAUAAAAAAAAAUAUUGAGACAAUGGAAGAGUGCAGAGAAGAACAACAAGUUUUAGCCUUUAGGGGGCUAAAGGCUAAAACUUAUGAAGAACAGUUGCAAGAAUUGGGUAUGUCUCUAAACUAAUGAAAAAAGUAACCAGGAGAGAUAUUAUGGCAUUGUUCCAAUAUUUGAAGGACUACCAUAAAGAUGAAGUAUUUUCCAAAGCACCAGAAGGCAAGACGAGAAACAAUGGAUGGAAACGAAUCAAGAGAGCCAACCUAGAACUAAGGAGAAAUGUCCUAAUGAUCACAUCAAUGAAAGGACUGUGUGCAACAGUGUUGCUCCUGAAAAGGAUGUGGAUGGAUUCCAUAUUUUCAAUAUUGGGCGAUUGUGCCUUGACCAGCCCUCCAUUAUACCUGCCACUGCUGCUGCAGUUUGGGAAAUAAUAAAGAGAACUGGAAUACAAACAUUUGGAAGAAAUGUUGUUGUAGUUGGAAGAUCAAAAAAUGUUGGAAUGCCCAUUUCAAUGCUUUUACAUACUGAUGGGGAACAUGAAAGGCCUGGAGGUGAUGCUACUGUGACAAUAACUCAUAGAUAUACACCAAAAGAUCAGCUGAUGAUCCAUACACAGCUUGCAGACAUCGUGAUAGUUGCUGCAGGUAUUCCAAAGUUAAUUACUUCUGAUAUGAUUAAAAGAGGAGCAGCAGUGAUUGAUGUUGGUAUUAACCAUAUUCAUGAUCCUGUCACUGGAAAGGCAAAGUUAGUAGGAGAUGUAGACUUUGAAGAAGUAAAGAAGAAAGCUAGUUUUAUCACCCCUGUCCCAGGAGGGGUAGGACCAAUGACAGUUGCCAUGCUCCUGAAGAAUACCUUAAUUGCUGCAAAGAAAUUGAUUUACUAAAAUGUAUAAAUUGAAGUAAUUCAAUAGUUAUAUAAACAUUUAUUUUUGUUACAAAUUUAUUUAUUAAAAUGUGUUUAAUUAUGUUAGAUUAUUAAGAAAUGAUUUAUUUCAAAAUUCGUUGCAAAAAUGUAUACUUGCAAUGAACUGAUUUAAGGUUUGAAUUGAUGUAACUUCUAUGCAUAAUCCCUGUCUAAAUGUUUGGUUCCUGUUGGAGUUGUGCUGUUUUUCAAAGGUAUAUUAUCAACUGGAUUUGAAGUGAAACCAAAACUUGGCUCUGAGUUUCAGAUAUACAGUAUAAUGCAACUCCAGCUGACAAUAAUAAAGGGCUCAUAAUCCAUUAUGCACAUGGGUGUGGGGACACUCAAAUGAAUGCUAAGAACUGUGAUACUGUGAAUACUAAGAACUGCUUACAGACAUGAAUCAGGAGUUUAUCUCUGGAAACAGGUUUUGUUCAUAAAUAUACAAAAAAUUGCAAAAAAUUAAAUAAAUUGUGUAUAAAUUUUAAGAUGCUUUUGAUCUAAUUCUCAGAUGUAUAUUUAUAUAAAAAGGAAAAUGUUGUCCAAAGGAAAUGAUUGUGUUUCCAAGCAGUUUUCAUCUACCUCGAGUUGAUUUUUUUACAGAGCUGAGUAUAGACAUUGACCAAGUAAGUUAACUCUACUUAACUCACUUGAAAUAGAAUUUCCUUAGCAGAGCAAAUGAGAUUCUACCUAGGAGGUACAAUAAGGUUUGAUUAGUGUCAGUCAGAAUUAGAUCAGAUUAGAUCAGUCAGAAUGAAUAUUUAGGUAAGACAACCUGUGAUUGUUGCAAAUGAAGCAUGUUGUAAAAUGUUUGAUCAUAUGUUAUUAGAAACCCAACCAGCCACUGAGCUACACUUUUUUAUUCAAUUGCCAGAAUAGAGCUAAAUUGGUUUUCUUCAUAUGAAAAAUAUAAACAAACAUGUUUAAAAUCCUCUCCCUUUUCUUAGUUAUCACAUUGAUGUAUUUAUUCUCAUUGUGUUUCUUUGUCAUUGUUUACUUUAUUGUUCUAUUAUUUUACUGCUGUUUACAUGCUUUUCAUUUUUUUUCUAUUAUUGUAAGCUGCCUAGAGUAGCUCCACGGCAAGAUAAUGGCAGAUAAAUUUAAUAAAUAAAUAAAUAAAUAAAUAAAUAAAUGGAAUAUGAGUCAUUAGAAUUUUGGGAUGGAGGCUUUUAGUAAAGCUUAUUUAUCAUUUUCCUGCACUUAGACAGACUUGUAAUAUUUUUUAAAAACUGUAAUUAAUGAUAGACAAUAUACCAAAUUAUAAAUUCUGAGUUUGGGAUGUGAUAAUUUCAUGCAAUAAUAUUGUAGUCCUGUAAUAUUGCAAUCUUGAACUUGUUUUAAAUAUGAAUGAAGUUAUUUUUUAGAUAUAAGAUAUUUGGACUUUGAAGCAUAUUUCCACAGUUUAACUAACAUUGUUCCUUAGAGGAAAGAAACAUUCCAUAUGGAGGAAAUUAAUAAUGGUAUUUCAGCUAUCGUGGAUGAAGCUGUCUCACUAUAACAGGCUAAAACCAGGAGGCAUGUAAGAGGGAAAGGCACACUCAGACCGAACCCGACUUUUUCUGGUUGCCUACUAUAAUUUUCUUGACAUUGUUAUGGAAGUUGUUUUUUUCCACUUAUCUUUUUGUAGACUGUCUUUGGAAUUCCCAAAUAGUCCACACCCAACUCCUCUUUGCUUACCCUGCUUAGCUUCCAGGAAGCUUAAAUAUGUAAUAGCAAUACAAAUUACAAACAUGGCUCCAAUACAUUAGAUGAUUUAUCUAUAUACAUUUGUCUCCUGCUGAAUUCUUUGCCAUAAUUCAUAGCUAGAGAGACUUUAUUAAUAUGGGAUUUUUAUAAUAAUUAUCUCAUUGCAUUUUCUCUUUAAUUUCAAAUUUCCAUGGGAUCCUUAAAAACAGACUUCUCAUUAUUUAUGUAUUUCUAACUAAACCAUUCACAUUUGGUUUGUAAUGCCACUGUUUUCAUAGAUCAACUUUCAUUCUUAGAACGAUGUCCUUAAAGGUACAACUAUACCCAGAGUUAAGAGGAAAGUUUUUAAACAUCUUACCGUAUUGCAAGAUAAUAGAUUUCUUUUUAAAAAAUUGGUAUUAUUAUGCUGAAAUGUCCAGACUAGUGUAAAAUGAGCAGUUCUUUUCAUUUGGUAAGUAUUGACAUCUUAGUGAUACAAAUGGCCAAAACAGAAGAAGUUAGAAAAGAGGAUGUAAUAUCUGACUUUGUUAUUGGUAUGGCUCUGGGAAUUUUAAUACAUGUUUUACUAAAAGGUAGUUUUGCUCUCCUUUUAUUUAAAAAAAUAAUUAAGGAUCCAAAUAUUUGUAAUUUAACUUAAAGAUUAAUUUAGGUUUUAGGUAACUAACACGUUUGGAAAAUUAACUGGAAUAUUUUUUCUUAAUUAU